GCAGCGGGAUCGCCGGCCCCGUCGGGAAGUUUCCAGCCUGCGAGCGAGCGCCGCUGGACACGCCGGACGUUCCCAGACACGGGCCAUGCGGCUCCAGCUGCUCCUGGCCCCGCUGGGCUGGCUGCUCCUGGUGGAAACGAAGGGUGAUGCCAAGCCGGAGGACAACCUUUUGGUCCUCACGGUGGCCACAAAGGAGACCGAGGGGUUCCGACGCUUCAAGCGCUCAGCCCAGUUCUUCAACUACAAGAUCCAGGCGCUGGGGCUGGGGGAGGACUGGCAUGGGGAGAAGGAGAUGUCGGCAGGGGGAGGGCUGAAGGUUCGACUACUGAAGAAAGCCCUGGAGAAGCACGCAGACAAGGAGAACCUGGUCAUUCUCUUCACAGACAGCUACGACGUAGUGUUUGCCUCGGGGCCCCGAGAGCUCCUGAAGAAGUUCCGGCAGGCCAGGAGCCAGGUGGUCUUCUCUGCCGAGGAGCUCAUCUACCCAGACCGCAGGCUGGAGGCCAAGUACCCGGUGGUAUCUGACGGCAAGAGGUUCCUGGGCUCUGGAGGCUUCAUCGGUUAUGCCCCCAACCUCAGCAAACUGGUGGCCGAGUGGGAGGGUCAGGACAGUGACAGUGACCAGCUCUUUUACACCAAGAUCUUCUUGGACCCGGAGAAGAGG
This is a messenger RNA of Physeter macrocephalus (sperm whale), 664 nucleotides long. RefSeq names its product procollagen-lysine,2-oxoglutarate 5-dioxygenase 1-like. The annotation marks the transcript as partial. Gene Ontology annotation, cellular component: endoplasmic reticulum. Gene Ontology annotation, biological process: peptidyl-lysine hydroxylation. Gene Ontology annotation, molecular function: procollagen-lysine 5-dioxygenase activity. The record is from RefSeq and is a predicted model, not a curated record. The transcript has 5 exons. NCBI's taxonomy places the organism in Eukaryota, Metazoa, Chordata, Mammalia, Artiodactyla, Physeteridae.